Messenger RNA from Symbiodinium sp. CCMP2592, 2136 nucleotides. Lineage: Eukaryota; Dinophyceae; Suessiales; Symbiodiniaceae. The record is from the annotation of a GenBank genome assembly.
AUGCCUUUGACCCCGGAGGCUGUGGCGGAGAUCAGUCGCCUGGUGGAGGAGAGCAGUCGGAAGGGGGACUUUCUGGUUCGCAAUGUCCAGCAGAUCUUUGCCGUGCUCAAACGACACUCCCUGCUUCAGCGGAUGCGAAUCCCACCCAAGGCUGUGGGAGUGCACCCAGCCAAUCGUGAUGGGUCAUGUCUGGUAGUUCAAGACGUACAUGAGUUGUUGGACAAUAUCUCCGCUGUCGGCUUCGAACCGACUCGGACGAAUCCCAUUGCCAUUGAAGCUUCCAGCGAGGCUGAGCAGGUCUUCAACAAGCAGCUGGUUGAGUCUGCAGGCGGUCAGCUCGGCCGGCUUGAACUUGGAGAGCUGAAAGUGCUCUCCCUCAGCAGUUCACACACGAAUUUUGCACUUCGGUUGGUUGCUGAUGGAGCACCCCACAAAUCGGAGGUAAUCUCGGUUCAGGGCAGUCUCUCCCUAGAGCUCGUGCAGAAGCGAGACCCGGUGCUCGCUGAGUAUGUACUCCAAGGCCUGGAGUGGACGGUCAUCGCAGCUGAAGUGGGCCAGAAGUGGCCAGACUUGUUGCAGCUGGUUCAGUCCUCAUGCAAUGCAACUUUACAAAACACGGAAUCAGAACUUCAGUUGUUGCGGCGGAUUUGUACCAUCGUGGGGCGACAGACCGGUGUGCCCGACUAUCAGACGGUCAAGAGACAAGCCCUGCACUCGAAGCCUCCGUGUGCAGAGUGCCUCCCAGGGCUGUAUCAGUUCGCACUCAGGCAUUGUGGCGGUGCGGAUGCAUUCUUUCUCGCCGAGACUGAGAUGUUUCUUCGCAGUCACGGCCAGAGCAAGGGCAUGGGACCUUCCUUCUGGGAGAAUGUGUCGGCGGACUUGAAGAAGGGCGACCAAGUGACCUUCUUCAGGCAUGCUUUGGUGAAGCUUGCACUGAGCACCAAUCUGGUGACUGCCACAUCUGUCAAGAAGGCAUUGGCCAAAGAUGCCCUUCCCAAGGCCAUCAAAGCCGACGAGGCAAUGUCCAAGAUUCGCAGCAUGCUCACCGGAGCCGGUGUGCAGUUGAUGAGCGACACUCGGCUAGUGAAUCUCUUGGGGGUCACGGAUUGCACGAUGGCGAAGCUCGUCUUGGGCCUGAGCCCUGAGGACGACAAGAAGUACAAGGCCGUGGAAGCAGUGGCCCAUGAUUGCAUCACGGUGGCGAAUGGCCUGCUUGGGACAGCUCUGGUGUCGCCUUGGGCGGGCGAUGCGGAAGUGAUGGAUGCAGGGCUGCAGCAGGAGUCUUCGGGGUCCCAGGGGGUCCAGGAAAGACUCCGGGAGCUGAAUCCAGACGGCAGCCUCAAGAAUCCGCUUGAGCUCCUCAGUGCUGAGGGCUUCAUCGUUGGUGCCUGCAUCAAGAAGAAGGGCGAGAAGUUCGAAGGCCAAAUCGGCGCCAUGGACGACAGCAAUGUCACCGUCAAAGAUCUGAAGUCCGGUGGAGUCUUGAAGGUGCCGGCGAGAGAUUUGCUGAACUCGGGCUGGAUGGUUUUCAAGCCGAAAGUGGAGCCCGAGUCCAUUGCUACUUUGCAGUCCAUGGGGCCCAAGAAGAACAACGAUUUCUUGGCCGGCUUGGUGAUCGCUGAGAUUCAUCAGGCAAUGCAUGAGUUGGUCAAGACCCACGAUUCGCAGAAAAUUCUCGAGGGCUUGUCUCUGCAGCUGAAGCCAUGCAGAGCUUUGGUGAGCCAGCAGGUCUUCGGGAAAGGCAAGCUCAUCUUGGUGCCAUACAGCUGGAAGGUUUGCACGAGGAGCCCGAAGCCCGAGCCCAUGGCGAAUGCGGUCCAGGUGCAAACCAAGUGGAAGCUCGACGAUCGUGAGUUUUGGUUGCAGAGCUGCAACUCCUUGCCGAAGGAUAGCAAUCCAGAAGUCGGCAAACACUUCAUCUCGCCGUACUUCUUGGUCGGAUCUUGCGAAGACGAAGAUUCCGCCAACAUGGUUCAGGUCAUGUCCGGGACCGUACAAUCGUCGGUUCGCAUCCCAAUGUUGAAGAACAGCAAGGAGAUUGGCACGGGGACUGCCCUGCAUAUCCUGAAGGUGAAGCAGGCUGACGAGGAGGAGCAUGCCCCGAAAGCCAAGAAAGCCAAAACCACCAAGAAGUGA